GCAGAACAUACGCCUCUUGUUUUGGCUCGGGAUCAUCCAAAAACUCCAGGAGGAAGGGAAAUGGCGUUGGUAGAGAUUGCUCAAGUGCCAGAAGCCUUUGUGGAGGUGACUGUACAUUCCAAUGAAGGACAGUGUUCACUUGUGGGCCGCCGUCAGAGAGUAUUGUACAAGAACGUAAUGCAGGAGAACAAUGUGGCUUCUCUUGGAGGAUUUCCUGUUCAAGCAGCUGAGCUGCUCACACGCUUGGAACGCGGGGAAGAGGCCUGGGUCCCGGAUCUUCACAGCUCCGAUGAGAGUGCUGAUGAGGGGCCAGUUAAACCAACCCUGAAACAGCUACCAAAGAAAGGGAUGUGGUGGGGUCGAUACAGAAGCCCUGUCACGUACCCCAGUUCAGACUCCUCCAACUCAGAUGAUGAAUUAGAGAGUGAAGCUGAAGAAGAAAAACCGCAGCGUGGAGGUCAGAGGCUAAUGGUUUUUCACCAAAGUCUGCUGGUCAAUUCUAGGGGGAACUUCAAGCAGAGAGACAGCUAUAAAAAUGGGCCCCAACUGAAGAAACAUCAGCAAAGCCAGCUUGGUCUUACUGGUGAGAGCACAGUCAAAAUAAAGACUUCUGUAGGGAACCAUCGGAGCACCUGCUUAGACUGUGGCCAGUCCUUCAAGUCUAAAUUAUCUCUUUCGAAUCACCAGAGGAAACACACCCGAGAAAAUCCCUAUAGAUGUUCUUGCUGUGGAGAAAAGUUCAUGGCCAAGAAAGCCCUUGCUGCUCAUCAGAUGAGUCAUGCAGAAGAAAAGGGUUACAAACAUCCCAGUAGAAUGAAAAUCACAACAAUGCUCCAAAUGAUCCAUCCAAAAGAGAAACUCUAUAAAUGUACUCAAUGUGAGAAGAGCUUCACGCUGAAGGACCAUCUUGUCCAACAUGAAAAGAUUCACAGCAACAAGAGGCAGUAUAAAUGUUCCAUCUGUGGGAGAGCCUUCAUUCGAAAGGAACAUCUUAACAGACACCAAAAGAUCCACAGAAGACAGGAAAAUGACACAUCUCCUAAGACUGCAAAAGUCGUAAGGGUGGAAAGUUCAACUGUUGCUCCUAAAAAGAAAUCCACCAUAGAUACAAAGAGAACCGUUGCACUUAAUACCAGACAUCAGAAAUUCUCUGUAAACCGAUUCAAAUGCCAAUUUUGUGGGAGAUGUAUGCGAGCCAAAGCUUUGCUCGUUGAUCAUGAGAGAAGUCAUAGGGAGGAGAGGCGCUAUAAAUGCUCCCACUGUAAUAAAAGCUUUUAUCAGAAGCAUUCUUUUGAGAAACACAAGACAAUUCACUUGAGAAGGCAGCCAGAUGGCAGACCUCCCAAGAGGAUAAAACGGCUGAGUGAAAAGAGUUCCCCAUCUGAUUCUGGAAACUUCCACAUUGCAGAAGUUCCUUCUGAAAGCCCUGUUGAUCGGAAAAUCAUCACUCGAAGCUUUCACCUUGCUCAGCGCCUGAAACUUAGGACUAAGAAAAAGAUCUUUAAGUGUCAAUAUUGUGGGAAAUGUAUGAGUACAAGUUGUUCUCUCGGUAAUCAUGAGAGAAUCCACAGGAGAGAGAGACUGUAUAAAUGUCAGGAUUGUGGGGAGACUUUCCAUCAAAAGUAUCACCUUGACAGACACUUGGUAACCCACACAAGUAAAAAACCCUUAAAGCUCAGCAAAAAUGUGAGAAAGUUGAAUGUGAAGAGUUCCCUUCCUGUCCUUGGAGGAAUCAACACACGGCAGAAGCGUUAUAAGAGUUUGAUCCAUGAAUGUAUUGUCACUCGCAACUCACGUUUCGCUAGGCAGCCAGCAGUCCACACAGAGGAAAAACCCUAUAAAUGUCGGUUUUGUGAGAAAAUCAUGCGAGCCAAGAAUUCACUUCUCAUUCAUGAGAGAGCCCACAGAAGAGCAAAACGGUACACCUGUCUGGAAUGUGGGAAAACGUUCUCUCAAAAGAAUUAUCUUGGAUGCCACCAAAGAAGCCACAGGAGAAAAAAACCUUAUGAAUGCUCAGACUCUGACAAAAGUUUGACCACGAAAAAUGCCUCCCUCUGUUGUGGGAGUCCUCGGGAAAGAAAGCUGCAGUACCUAUGCCUAAAAUGUGGGAAGAGUUUUGAUGAUAACUAUUGCCUUAACAGACAUCAAAUAAUCCACACUGGCACAAAACCCUUCAGAUGUGUCACAUGUGGGAAAGGCUUUAUUCAGACCUGGCAUCUGAGGAGACAUGAGAGAACCCACCUGAAAGCAAGGAAUCACAAGCAACUUGGUGAACCUGAGGAAAGCCAGUUAUUUUUCAGUGCUGCCAGUGUUAUCUCCGAAAAGAAGGAUCAGAAGGAUCCACCUGUAAAUAUCAACGGGCAGACGUUGAGAACAGAGGAAAGAAACACUUCACCAAAUUUGAAAAUGACAGCAUUCAAAGGAUCUGGGAGAGUAGUUUCCCAUAGUCCUGAACAAGGAGAAAUGCCCGUUGAAGCGGAAACAAAGAGUCAGGCAUUUUUAUCCAGGAAAAAAAAGAGAAAACUUCGGCAGAAUCAUAAGGAGGCAGAAGUCUGUAUUGGCCAGUUACUGCAACCAAGGAGCAGGCAGGCUGGAAAAGACAAUGCUCUUUUGCAGAAUAAGCAGACUAAAAAUGACCUCAGUCAGCAGGCUCAGCCAACAAAGUGCUCCAAAAAGAUCAGUCUCCAGAGCCUCAAGAAUGGAAAGGUCCAUGCUGGUCGGCCAUUGGGACUUCAGGCAAACUCAGUAAGAAAAUCUCAGCGAGAGACACAACAGGCCGGUAAGCAGUGCCGGUCUUGCUUCUGCCAGCAAGAGGAACCAGGUGCAGCACCUGGAAGGAAAUCCAAAAACUCCCGGACCUGCAUGAAGGCAAGAGCUUACAUCAGUCCUCAAAGAGAGAUGCAGGCAAAUGUUUCCUCGAAUGUGUCUAAAAGGGCCCUAAAAAGUUGUAAGGCAAGAAAAGCCUGGCUUGAUCAGCAAUCCCAGCCAUUGUUCUCUGGAGCAUCCAAAAUGGAGGCCAAUGAAAGUCCUGCAGUAGGGAUCUCUGCUUGUGGAGAACAGCAGGAAGUGCUGGGGAAGAAGGUGGGUGGUAACCCAGUCUCUCAGAGUUGCAUGACGCUAAUACCUGAGGCAGUUGACAUCAGUGAGCAUCAGACAUUACCAAGGCUUUACAAAAGCAACGCGGAGAGCAGCUGUCAACAAAUUCAAGCAGCCGACAAGUUCAAAAGUACUGCUCUUCAGAACUUGGGAAUGGCUUCUGCCAGUUGGCAGUUUGGUGUGCAGCUAACAUCCUUAAAAACUAUGGAAAAACUUUCUCCACAGCAGAAGGUGAUAGCCUGUGAUAACCAGCAAAAAAGAACAAUAAAGAGAGAACUUGAAACCAGUGCUACUGAGGAAAAUGUUGCAGUUAGUAGACUACUGCUUAAACACAGAUGUACAGAAUGUAAGAAGUCCUUUAGGAGUCGAGCAAACCUUCUGAUACAUAAGAAAUACCACAGGGGCCACAGACCCUUUCAGUGCACACAGUGUGAGAAAAGCUUCUAUGUUUUAUCAGCCCUUAACAUUCACAUGCGAAUCCACACGGGAGAAAAGCCAUACAAAUGCUCUGAGUGCCCGUUCCGCUGUAACGUCAGCUCGAAUCUUAGCAGGCACAGGCAGACGCAUGCGCGACAGAGACCCCAAGCUUGCCAGCUCUGCAACAAGCGCUUCUGGUGCAGCCAGAGCCUCCAGACCCACUUGAAAACCCACUUGGACAAGGAGCCUCACAAGUGCUCUGAUUGUGGGCGAGUUUUCACCCACAAGAACUCCCUCAAGCUGCACAGGAGAUUCAAACACAGUUUGGAAGUGGUGGAAUGA
Heteronotia binoei (common prickly gecko) is the source of this 3855-nucleotide messenger RNA. Its product is annotated as zinc finger protein 585A-like. Gene Ontology annotation, biological process: regulation of transcription by RNA polymerase II. The coding region runs from base 61 to 3855 and encodes 1264 amino acids. Gene Ontology annotation, molecular function: DNA-binding transcription factor activity, RNA polymerase II-specific; RNA polymerase II transcription regulatory region sequence-specific DNA binding. Gene Ontology annotation, cellular component: nucleus. The transcript has 4 exons. The record is from RefSeq and is a predicted model, not a curated record. Lineage: Eukaryota; Metazoa; Chordata; Lepidosauria; Squamata; Gekkonidae.